Messenger RNA from Capra hircus (goat), 1064 nucleotides. RefSeq lists its product as uncharacterized. The transcript is spliced from 3 exons. Bases 1 to 750 code for a protein of 249 amino acids. The record is from RefSeq and is a predicted model, not a curated record. Lineage: Eukaryota; Metazoa; Chordata; Mammalia; Artiodactyla; Bovidae.
AUGGAGAAAAAGGAGAGCGCUUUCGCUUUGAUGGUGGACUUCACUAUCACGCUAUUAAGCACAUCAGCUUCUUUGCGAUGGAUUACAAAGAACUCUGCGAAGGCAUCCGCAAUCCCGGAACAAGCUCCGGGUACCUGGAGUUUAAAGAAGGCGUUCCCACCGCUUACCCGGAAUCAGCUAAAAGUAAACCCAGGACCAGCGCCAAAGCCUCCCUCACCUCGGUCUCCGCGUCUCUGCCACGCCUUGCUUGGCGCUGCCUCACCACCCCCGAAGUCUGAUAUCGAAUCGCAACCCCUAACUAAAGCCAAGACGGUUCUGAAGCACGGGUUCAAGCCUGAAGACCAUGAUCUGGAUCCCCGAGUCGACUACAGCCCGCGUUAUGAAGAGCCCCUGCAUUCGCACGCACGUGUGCAAGUGUGCCUGCGAAUCAUUCACGUGUGGUCACCCAGACGUGUCGAGACGAAUGGGAACCCACAGUGUCUAAACCUUGCAAGUAUCCUCGACCUCCCAACGCAGCGACAAAACACUUCCUGGCUUAACAGCGGCACAGACACCCUCUAUGAAAGCAAAACGUUUACCUUGAAAUCGCCGUUCACCGCUGGAUCAAAUCGGCACAGCCAUUCAGCGGGGGCUGGGUCCCCUCCCCCUCCUGCCCGGCGCUUUCUCGCCCCCAUUCACCUCCCACCCGCUCUGACAGCCCAUCACCAAACGUGUCCAGCCAAUAUUAAACUUGAGCGUUUACAACUUUAAUUCAGUUCUGGCUCGCCAGGGUCGAAAAGCUUCCCUCUCACCCCACUCCCGAUUCCCUCCUCCCUGCUAUCAAAGGAGCCCGAAAAUUUGAGCAAAUAAAGUUGAAUGAGCCGGGCAAGGCUGACAUUUCUGACUGGGAAACGCACCUCCGAUGUAAAUUCGCGGGGAGGCUGCACAUUCUCAGAGUCUCAGAUUUUUUCUUUUCUUUUUUUUUUUUUUUUUUUUCUUUUUUGGAGAGCGGGGGCGGGGAAGCUGUAUCUGUUUCCCCCCUCCUGCCCACAAAGAAUUAAACCCUGGAUCGUCGUCCUAAGCAU